Molecule: messenger RNA, 1481 nt
Organism: Phragmites australis (common reed)
Lineage: Eukaryota; Viridiplantae; Streptophyta; Magnoliopsida; Poales; Poaceae
Product: 28 kDa ribonucleoprotein, chloroplastic-like
Exons: 5
Coding region: 16-1227 (403 amino acids)
Cellular component (GO): cytosol
Molecular function (GO): mRNA binding
Source: RefSeq, a predicted model, not a curated record
CACAGAGGGAAUAAGAUGCCAUUAUUGGGCAGCAGCUCAUGUCAAGUCGUGUUCCGUCUCACAGCAGGAUUGCUUUUUUCUUUAUUCUACCUCCAGAGAAGGGAAAAGAGGGAGGAAAAAGUAUCCAUCCAUCGGGUCGGGUCGGGUCGGGUCGUGGUGGCUUCCUCCCCGUCCGCCUCCCUCCACCGACUCUCCUCUCCUGUCCAAAAUCCUCUCCUCUCUGGCUCUCGUGUUGCUGCUCGGCUCGCUCCCCACCUUAUCCCCUCGCGCGGCGCCACCAUGGCCUCCUCUAUCGCCGUGUCACUCCGCUCCCUCGCCGCCGCCUCCCUCCCCAAGCUCCCCACCCCUUCCUCCCCAUUCCUCGUCCUCCUCUCCCCGACGCCCCCACGCCUCCUCCACCUCCGCUCCGCCCGCCGCCUGCCCCUCGCCCCGCUCGCCGCCUCCGACUCCUUCGAGUCCUCCGCCGCCGUCGACUUGGCCGAGCCAGCCGCCGCGGAGGAGGCGGAGCCGGACCUUGUGUCCGAGGACGAGCUCGCGCCGGAGGAGGGGGCGGAUGAGGGCGACGACACCAUGGAGGCCUCCGCGGCCGUCGAGGAGGAGGAGGCAGAUGAGGGCGACGACACCGUGGAGGCCUCCGCGGCCGUCGAGGAGGAGGAGGUCGGGGAGUACGUCGAGCCGCCCGAGGAGGCAAAGGUGUACGUCGGCAACCUGCCCUACGACAUCGACAGUGAGCGUCUCGCACAGCUCUUCGAGCCGGCCGGCGUCGUCGAGGUCGCCGAGGUCAUUUACAACAGAGAAACAGAUCAGAGCCGUGGAUUUGGGUUUAUCACAAUGAGUACCAUUGAGGAGGCUGAGAAGGCUGUGGAGAUGUUCCAUCGCUAUGACAUCAACGGAAGGCUUCUGACUGUAAACAAGGCAGCUCCUAGAGGAUCUCGUGUGGAGAGACCUCCCAGACAAUUUGGGCCUUCUUUCAGGAUUUAUGUGGGCAACCUGCCUUGGCAAGUGGAUGACUCUAGAUUGGUACAGCUGUUCAGCGAGCAUGGUAAAGUAGUUGAUGCCAGAGUUGUCUACGACAGAGAAACUGGGCGUUCACGGGGAUUUGGUUUCGUUACAAUGGCGACUCAGGAGGAAUUGGAUGACGCUAUUGCUGCCCUUGACGGACAGAGUUUAGAUGGCCGUGCUCUGCGAGUGAACGUUGCAGAGGAGCGACCGCGACGAGGCUUCUAAUGAGGCUGUGUGUGUAUGGGGGGGGGGGGGGGAUCAUAGGAGCAUCAUUCAUAGUGCGUCUGAUACCGAUUUAGACCCUCCUAUGUUGCUGGGCUCUCUAUCCUCGCUUUCUUUUCAUGUUCCCUCUCGUUGCUAUUUUGUUGUCAUGAGUUGAUGUACUGUAGGCUACUGUUAUGAUGCCCCUAGCUCAAUUUGUCGAUGCAAUCCAAAAGUUUUGUCUGACAUCUAUUUAAAGAAUGACCUGCGUUGGGAUA